Benincasa hispida (wax gourd) is the source of this 465-nucleotide messenger RNA. NCBI's taxonomy places the organism in Eukaryota, Viridiplantae, Streptophyta, Magnoliopsida, Cucurbitales, Cucurbitaceae. The record is from RefSeq and is a predicted model, not a curated record.
AUGCCACUCUCAAUCUUCAAGAAAUUGGGAAUUGGUGAAGCACAACCCACUUCUGUAACUCUUCAACUCACUGAUAGGACGAUCAAGUACCCUGAAGGAAAGAUUGAAGAUGUUCUGGUAAAAGUUGACAACUUCAUAUUCCCCGCAGAUUUCAUCAUCCCAGACUAUGAAGCAGGUAGGGAUGUACCAACUAUUCUUGGACGACCCUUUCUAGCCACUGGGAAAGUAUUAAUAGACGUGCAUAAGGGAGAAUUGACCAUGUGCGUAGACAAUCAGAAAGUGAAGUUUAAUGUGUUAAACGCAUUAAAGUUCCUGGAUAGUGAAAAAUGUCAACUGAACAUAAUAGAGUUGCCUGGAGAGGAAGCGACUCAAGUUUGCGAGGUCCUCGCAUUGGAAGAAAACAUGAAAGAACCUGAGUUACCAAGUCUGAGUGAGCGGGGACGAAACCAACGCGUCCAUCAUUAG